Hippocampus comes (tiger tail seahorse) is the source of this 1618-nucleotide messenger RNA. Its product is annotated as transformer-2 protein homolog alpha-like. The transcript is spliced from 8 exons. The coding region runs from base 166 to 1017 and encodes 283 amino acids. The record is from RefSeq and is a predicted model, not a curated record. Lineage: Eukaryota; Metazoa; Chordata; Actinopteri; Syngnathiformes; Syngnathidae. Gene Ontology annotation, molecular function: RNA binding.
GUCCUUUCAUAUUGGUUUAGCUGACUAAAUGCAGCUUGUUCCAGUUUUGGUUGAGGUCGGCGACGAAGCGAUUUGAGCUUUAAAAAUAACUAAACUAAUAAAAAUACAAAUUUAAUCGUUCGACCACACUUAGCCUUAGGUUAAAAGGUGACUAGUGACGCGAGUAUGAGCGACACCGAGAAAGAUUUCAGAGAUAAGGAGCCACAGCCUGGCUCGGGGAGCUCCUCCCCACAGCGAUCGGCAAAAUCUGCCAGCCGCUCGCCGGCACGCUCCAAGGAAGGUUCCCAGCAUUCCAGGUCGAGGUCUCGCUCGCGCUCCAGAUCCAAAUCCAAAUCUAGGUCUCGUUCCCACCGGAGCUCACGAAGGAACUAUUCCCGCUCUCGCUCCCGCUCCCGCCGCCGCCGUUCCCGAAGCCGCUCUGGCAGCCGGCGCAGGAGCCAUAGCCGCUCGCCCAUGUCCAACCGACGCAGGCACAUUGGCAACAGGGCCAACCCUGACCCAAACACCUGCCUGGGCGUGUUUGGCCUGAGCCUGUACACGACUGAGCGGGACUUGCGGGAAGUGUUCUCCAAGUAUGGCCCCCUGGCAGACGUCAACAUAGUCUACGACCAGCAGUCCAGACGCUCCAGGGGCUUUGCCUUCGUCUACUUUGAGAACUAUGAGGACUCUAAGGAGGCCAAGGAGCAUGCCAACGGAAUGGAGCUGGACGGCCGACGAAUCCGCGUGGACUUCUCCAUUACCAAACGAGCGCACACCCCCACACCUGGCAUCUACAUGGGACGACCCACAUAUGGCGGAGGCGGCGGCGGCGGAGGGGGAGGCGGCUCAUCAAGGCGUAUGUCGAGGGACUACGACCGAGGCUACGACCGCGGAUAUGAUCGCGGCUAUGAUCGGGACUACGAUCGCUAUGAUGACCGGGAGUACCGAUCAUACAGACGAAGAUCUCCAUCGCCGUACUACAGCAGAGGAUACCGCUCUCGAUCCAGAUCACGAUCCUACUCCCCACGUCACUACUGAGCAGUGAAUCGUCCAUGUUCUUUCUUUUUUUUUUUUUUUUUAAAGAUGUCUUUUUUUUUUUAGAUGUUUUGACCCAGUCACAGCACAGCACACACACCUACAAAGAAAAUGCAUGGGGAUAAAAAUUAACUGUAAAAAUUCAGAGGAUAACAUACACAAUGUUCCUGAUCUUGAAUGUUGGUUUGCUAAAAUCUGGACAUUUUUUGGGGGGGGCAGAACCAAAAAAAGCAACAUUUAAAAGAAUAGAAUUUCGUUUUGUAGUGUAAAACUGACUUUGGAGUCUAGAUGUUUUUUUAUACAAGUAGGUUUGUCCACUUGGUAGGUUUGAAUGCAGCAGCUUUUCUUCUUCAGUUCAACUUCCCUGUCGUAACAUUUGUCCGCAUUAGGCUCAAGUCAUGAGGACACAAUUCACAGAAUAAGUUCUUACUGAAGAUGUUUGACACGGUGAGCUUCCUUAUCGAAAUUCCGAACACAGUAUAAUCUGUAUAUAAAUGGCUUGCGUCCCUUCUGCAGUUUGUUAUAUACCGUAUAUUGGAGGUCUGAUUUGUAUGUGUCAUACAUUUGUCAUGUGGAUUUUCAAAUAAAAGCUGAAAGCAUUGUC